This is a messenger RNA of Medioppia subpectinata, 789 nucleotides long. NCBI's taxonomy places the organism in Eukaryota, Metazoa, Arthropoda, Arachnida, Sarcoptiformes, Oppiidae. The record is from the annotation of a GenBank genome assembly.
CUCAUUCAGAGUCUGUGCCAUAGAUAUUUCAUCAAUCUCUUUGUGCCAGUGAUAUAACACACUUGGUAGACAAAAGGCAUUUAUUAAAUUAUUUUAAAUACCAUUAAGGUGGCAUUUUGUAGUUGGCAUUUCAUUUUUGUUUGUUUUGUUUCAGUGUAAUCACCGAUAGUUAUAAUUUAUAUUUUAUUUAUUAUAAUUAAGUUUUAAUUAUUUUUUAAAUCAAAAAUGUCUCUCAAAGCGCACGGAUCGGGUCUUAUCAGUGGUAUCGCUGGUAUGACCAACAAGUUUACGGUAUUCACGAGUGGUAAAAAUGUGACCGGACUUACCGUCGCAUUCGAGGGUCCAUCAAAGCCGGAGAUCAGUUUCCACAACAAUAAGGACGGGUCAGUUGAGGUGCACUACAACCCGAAAGUGGGCGGCGAAUACCGCAUACAUAUUAAGUACGACAGCAAAGACAUCAUAGGCUCGCCCUAUAACUGCCGGAUCACUGGCGACAACAAAACCCACCAGAAAUACGUGGACAAAGUGAAAGUCUCGGGCCCUAACCUGACGGCAGGCGUGGCCAACAAAGUGAACGAAGUGUAUAUUGACUGUAAGGAGGCUGGCAUUACGGGGGGCAUUAAUUUUGCCAUGGAGGGCCCGUCCACGCCCGAGGUCAAUUUUGUCAAUAACAAGGACAUGACGAUUACCGUACAGUUUACGCCCAAACAGGCCGGCGAUUAUCGUUUACAUCUCAAAUUCCAGGAUCUCAACCUACCCGGCAGUCCCUACCCUAUCACCAUCUCAUAG